AUGGCUGAACUAAGUACUCCAAACCAGACUACACCACCUCAGAGGAGUACUUCACAACCCAAUCGCCAGUCCCGACCCCGGGCCAGGCCUCCGCAGCCCCAUCAACAGCCACAGAUCCCACUGCAGCCUCACAUUGGUCUUCAACUUCAUCCACUUGCGCCACAUUUUCUCCCGCUGCCACAGAUUGCUCCACAUUUUCUCCCGCCACCACCCUUUUUCCCUCCCCCGUUUGCUGCAGGGCCAAAUUUUUUCAUCCCGCCACUGCCUCCGGGGCCAGAUGAGGCUGCUGCACCCGAACCAUUUCGUCCGCUGCUGCCAGGCAAUGCUGAACCAAUGGUCCUUGCAGGACUAAUGAUGCCCCCACCGCCGCCGCCGUUUGAAGUAGCUAGGUGGCCAAUUGAGGGUGUUGGAGGUGGAGCUGAGCCGCCAUUUCGUCCGCCGCAACACUAUGGUGUCAUUGCAAUACCUACAAUCCGUCCUCCUUUCUAG
Messenger RNA from Cannabis sativa, 489 nucleotides. Its product is annotated as protein TRACHEARY ELEMENT DIFFERENTIATION-RELATED 7A-like. The coding region runs from base 1 to 489 and encodes 162 amino acids. Lineage: Eukaryota; Viridiplantae; Streptophyta; Magnoliopsida; Rosales; Cannabaceae. The record is from RefSeq and is a predicted model, not a curated record. The transcript has a single exon.